AUGGGUUGCGUUAGUAUGAAAGAAGCCUCCAAUAGUAUGAUUGGUGAGCGCUAUCAUUCCUACAUCAGCCAACAAAAAAUACUUGUAUUCAGAUUUAAAGCAGGAAAGGUGCCAGGGUCGGAGUACGAGCUCCGUCAUGGUUCAACUAAAACUCGCGUCGAUCGAGAUCCUCGAACUGGACGCAUUCGAGUGCAGCAACAAAACGUGGGAAGAGAUGUUUCAUCUAUACUGAUGUCGAUUCUGACCAUCUUCUUUGUUCUUUUGGCGGUUGCUUAUAUUGGAACUGCGAGACAAGAAGCUCUAACAGCAACUGCUCACACUAUUUCUGGAGCAGUUCGUGACACUGUAGUGUUUCUUUACAUGUAUGCCAUAGUGCCGAGCUUUUUUUUAUUGGCAGCGGUUGCAGUUGUGCUGUCUGUAUAUUUUGGGCACAAAAAAUGGAAGCACCUGAAAGAACAAGAGGAAGCGGCAUUUUAUGAUCUUGUGGAUAAAAUUCUAGGCAAGUUCUUCUUGUAUGAAACCACUACAACUUGGAAUCUGUCACUUUUGAAAAUCUUACAGUCACACCAUCGUGGUGGUACCUCCGGCUGACU
Molecule: messenger RNA, 593 nt
Organism: Strongylus vulgaris
Lineage: Eukaryota; Metazoa; Nematoda; Chromadorea; Rhabditida; Strongylidae
Source: the annotation of a GenBank genome assembly